Molecule: messenger RNA, 2108 nt
Organism: Vitrella brassicaformis
Lineage: Eukaryota; Vitrellaceae
Source: the annotation of a GenBank genome assembly
CGAAUUUCCACAACUACGCGCCCUUCUACUCGGUGGAGAACGCCGUGGGCAUCAUCAUGGGCACGGGCAACGUGGGCCCCCACCUGCGAUACGAGGCCGACGAAGUCAACACCUACCUCUCGCGCGACGGCGGGCUCUCGUGGGUGGAAGCCCACAAGGGCGCCUUCAUCUACGAGUUCGGCGACCACGGGGGGCUGAUCGUCAUGGCCGACGACCUGCACAAGACCAACCAGGUGGUCUUCUCGUGGAACGAGGGCCAGUCCUGGUACGACUUCGAGCUGGGCACCUACCCUGUGGAGGUCGACAAUGUGGUCAUCGAGCCCAACUCGUCGAGCGUCGAGUUCCUCCUCUACGGCACCAGGGGGGACAACGGCGUGGUCUACCACCUGGACUUCAACGCGCUGGGGCAGCCUGCGUGUCAGGGGGUAUAUGCCGCCGACUCUGUGUCCUCCGACUAUGAGACCUGGACGCCCUCUGACGGGCGGUCGACGGAAACGUGCAUACUCGGUCAGUGAGUGAAUGAGGCAGAUAGACAACACACACAACAGAGGGCAUGUUCUCUCUCUCUCUCUCUCUGUGCGUGUGUGCCUGAGUGCAGGUCGUCAGCUGACGUACACGCGCCGCAAGCAGACGUCCGAGUGCUUCAACGGCCGGGAUUUCUCCCGCCCCCUGGCGCGCAAGAACUGUGUCUGCACCGAGGAGGACUACGAGUGCGAGUUUGGCUUCACGCGCAAGAUCGGCUCACUCGAGUGCCAGCCGGAGGACCCCAAGCUCACCGCCCCUCACUGCACCUCCGGCAACUUCUUCUACAUGGACGCCUACCGACGAGUGCCCGGGGACACGUGCGAGGGCGGCUGGGCGCCCCAGAAGGUGGCGGUGCCGUGCCCACACAACUCGCCCUUCAGCCGCGGGGCAUACAGCGUCCUCUUGGUGCUCUUCCUCUUGUGUGUCCUGCUGGGCGGCAUCACCUUCCUCUCCAAGACCGAUCGGCUCAAGGGCCUCCCAGCGAUCUCCUUCCUCAGCCAGGCGGGCUUCGACACCUUCGGGGGCGUCAAGUACGCUCGGCUGGGCAAGGGCAGCCACCGGGACGACGACCACCACGACAUGGGCUUCAUCGACAACGAACACGACGCAUACGAGGAGGACGCCCCCAGCCUCAUGACAUACACCACAACCGAGUCGCGGCAUCGGCUCAAUGUCAACCACCACGCACACGACGAAGACGAGCACGAGACGACCACACACAUGAAUGCGAAGCGGGAGGGGGAGGGGCUGGCCGAUGACGACACCAACCGGCAGCAGCAGCAGGAGUCGUUGAUGGAUCUGGAGGGCGGGGGCGGGGCGGGGGGUGCGACAGAGGGUGAGAGGCGGGUGGCCAAGAGGGCGGCGCUCGAGGCGGCCACCGAGGAGGUACCCAAGUUAGCUCCACCAGCCAAUAGCAAAGGCGGCGCCACAGGCAGCGAACUCAUAUGACGAUGUUGCCAACGAGAUUUGUCAAGGGAUGGGUGUGGUGUGGGUGUCGAUAUGGAUGGAUCGGUGGAUGGAUGGGUGGCUACGUACCUAGCUAGGCGUUUCAAACAUCGUGAUAUCAUCACGUCACGUCUAUAGAGUGAGUGUACUUGUGUACGGCACGGCACGCCUGUGUGAGAUGCGACAGAUAGAGAUGAGACAGACGGGAGAGAUGGGACAUCCAGGCAGGCAGGCAGGGAAUGAUCAGAAUGAUCCCUAGAUGUCGAAGAUUUGCGACGGCAAGAAACCUCUAGAUGUCAUGUGUGAUGUGACGUCCUUUCUUUGAUGUUUUGUGCGUACGCGUGAGUUGGCUGGAGGGCGGGUGGCCAUUCCUCCCUCCCUCUGCCUGCCUGCAAACAACACUCAUUGCAUUUUUUCGGGGUCGUUCGGUCCAUUCGCUGUGAUGUGAUUGAUGUGCGUGUCCAUAAAUCUGCAUAAGCAAGCUCUCUCUGCGACCGUCUCCUUUCGCCUUGGCGUGUGCGUGUGGCCGGCCAUGUCAUGAUGUGACUUGUGUGUGCAUGCCAUGCCUGACUCCCUCGCUCAUGCUCAUGCACUACACUGAUGAUGAUUUCAUGGUGUGGUUCCCAUCAUCUCGUUCG